Messenger RNA from Arabidopsis arenosa, 1244 nucleotides. The record is from the annotation of a GenBank genome assembly. Lineage: Eukaryota; Viridiplantae; Streptophyta; Magnoliopsida; Brassicales; Brassicaceae.
AUCUCCGAUUAGAAAAAUUUUUCGAUUACGAUAAAUUCUUCCUCGAUAUAAACCACUGAUUAGAUCCUAAUUCAUCGCUAGCUCAAAAGAUGGUGCUUUCGCAAAAGCUUCAUGAAGCAUUUAAAGGUACAGUUGAGAGGAUCACAGGGCCUCGUACGAUCUCGGCGUUUAAGGAGAAGGGAGUUCUCAGCGUCAGCGAGUUCGUACUCGCCGGAGAUAAUCUCGUCUCCAAGUGUCCCACCUGGUCCUGGGAAUCUGGUGACCCAAGCAAAAGGAAGCCAUACUUGCCCUCGGACAAACAGUUUUUGAUUACUAGAAAUGUACCUUGUCUACGGAGAGCUGCAUCUGUGGCAGAGGAUUAUGAAGCUGCUGGAGGUGAAGUGUUGGUUGAUGAUGAAGAUAAUGAUGGUUGGCUGGCGACACAUGGGAAACCGAAAGAUAAAGGCAACGAAGAUGAAAACUUGCCAUCCAUGGAUGCCUUGGACAUAAACGAGAAAAAUACUAUCCAAUCAAUACCUACGUAUUUUGGAGGUGAGGAGGAUGAUGAUAUUCCAGACAUGGAGGAGUUUGAUGAGGCUGACAAUGUGGUAGAAAAUGAUCCGGCAACUCUUCAGUCAACUUAUCUUGUGGCUCAUGAACCUGAUGACGAUAACAUUCUCCGAACUCGGACAUAUGAUCUAAGCAUAACGUAUGAUAAGUAUUACCAAACUCCUCGUGUUUGGCUGACCGGUUAUGAUGAGUCAAGGAUGCUGCUGCAACCUGAACUUGUAAUGGAGGAUGUUAGCCAAGACCAUGCUCGUAAAACGGUCACAAUCGAAGAUCAUCCACACUUGCCUGGUAAACAUGCUUCAGUUCAUCCAUGUCGGCAUGGAGCUGUUAUGAAGAAAAUCAUUGAUGUGUUAAUGUCACGUGGAGUAGAGCCUGAAGUUGACAAGUACCUCUUCCUGUUCUUGAAGUUCAUGGCAUCAGUUAUUCCAACAAUUGAGUAUGAUUACACAAUGGACUUUGAUCUCGGUAGCUCAAGCACCUAAUACCAGAUUUAAACAAGUAUGUGCUUGUGAAUCCGGGAAGCAAUCACUGGUCUCAUGGAUGGCUGGAUGGCUCUGCACUGUACAUAAAACAGAGUCCUCACUUUCAUUUCUCUCCAAAAGAAACUUUAAGGUGUUGUGGUUUAAUCACUCGUUUAUCUAAAGUUUACGCUGAUGAAUAGUAAUUUGUGACGAUACUAAAAGGGGUAUUUGAUC